Vigna radiata var. radiata (mung bean) is the source of this 1606-nucleotide messenger RNA. RefSeq names its product protein DETOXIFICATION 35. The record is from RefSeq and is a predicted model, not a curated record. Bases 113 to 1570 code for a protein of 485 amino acids. Lineage: Eukaryota; Viridiplantae; Streptophyta; Magnoliopsida; Fabales; Fabaceae. Gene Ontology annotation, molecular function: xenobiotic transmembrane transporter activity; antiporter activity. Gene Ontology annotation, cellular component: membrane. The transcript is spliced from 7 exons. Gene Ontology annotation, biological process: xenobiotic detoxification by transmembrane export across the plasma membrane.
ACUGAGAGAAAGACCUCACACAGAAGAUUAAUGUAAUGUAACCACAUGCUGAUUAUACUUAUAACAAAUUUCAUUCUCAGAAGCUGUGUGUGAAGGAAGAAGAACUCCUGAAAUGGAGACACCAUUAGUGACCCAGAAGUUUACUUCAGAAUCUGACUAUUCUGCACUGAAAAGGUUGAAGGAUGUUAAAUUUGUUUUGUGGACAGAGACAGUGAAGAUAUGGAAGAUAGCUUUGCCAGUGGCAUUGACCCAUCUCUUUCAGUUCCUCACAAACUCCUCAACUUCCAUCUAUGCUGGUCAUCUAGGUGACAUUCAACUCUCUUCAAUCUCUGUUAGCCAAGGUGUUCUCAGUUCCAUCUAUUUUUACUUGCUGUUUGGUAUGUCAUCUGCACUGGCAACACUUUGUGGCCAAGCUUUUGGAGCAGGGCAGAUUGUUUCUACUUGCAUUUAUGUUCAAAGGUCAUGGAUUAUACUCACCAUCACUUGUACAAUCCUCUUGCCUGUUUAUGUAUAUGCCACACCAUUGUUGAAGUUGCUAGGCCAGGAUGAAGAAAUAGCUGAUCUUGCUGGCACAUAUUCUAUACAAUUGAUUCCCCACAUGUUUUCCUUUGCUAUAGUUUUUCCCACCCUCAGAUUUCUUCAGGCCCAGAGCAAGGUUAAAGUGAUCAUGUGCAUAGCAUUUGUGGUUCUGCUCAUUCAAAAUGGCUUGCUUUACAUGUUCAUACAUGUGUUUGGUUGGGGUGUAACUGGUUUAGCCAUGGUGAGUGACAUCAUAGGGUGGCUCUAUGCUUUGGCUUUGGUUGUGUAUACCAUUGGAUGGAACAAGGAAGAAUGGAGUGGAUUUUCUUGGAUGGCAUUCAGGGAUUUAUGGGCAUUUGCUAAGUUAUGCCUUGCUUCAUCUGUCAUGAUUUGCUUAGAGCAAUGGUAUCUUACAUGCAUUAUGCUCCUUGUUGGUCUUCUAGAGAAUCCUGUCAUUUCUGUUGCUUCCUAUUCUAUCUGCUUCAAUGUUCAGGGUUGGCACUUCACACUGCUCCUAGGAAUAAACACAGCCAUAAGUGUUCGUGUCUCCAACACGCUUGGCAUGUCACAGCCAAGAGCAGCGAAAUACUCUUUCUAUGUGGCAAUGUUGGAGUCUCUCCUUCUUGGUAUUCUUUUCAUGACACUUAUUUUCCUCACUAGAGAAGAUUUCGCCACCAUCUUUACCAGCAGUGAGGAUAUCACACUUGCUGUCACUGAAUUAGCAUAUCUUCUUGGUAUAACAAUGCUUCUCAAUAGCAUAUCUCAGGUCAUUUCAGGUGUGGCCAUUGGAAGUGGAUGGCAAGUGAUGGUUGCUUACAUAAACAUGGCAUGUUAUUACAUUGUUGGACUCCCAAUUGGAAUUUUCCUUGGUUUCAAGCAGCAUUUAGGGGUAAAGGGUCUCUGGGGAGGCACAAUGUGUGGCAGUAUUCUGCAGAUUUUAGUUCUCUUGCUCAUUAUUUGGAAGACUAAUUGGACCAAAGAGGUGGAGGAAACAGCUCAUCGCAUGCGAACAUGGAACAUUGACAACCACCACUCAGAGGAUGUUACAUGAGAAAUUAUCAUAUGGCAUUUUCAACCUACUUUCACA